GUGACGUUUCAAUUGGAGCCAGCAUUCAAAAGAAGUAUAACAUACAAUUUCACGAAUGAUAGUGAUAUAGAAGAUGAGUUUAUGGAACAUGCAAGGAAGAAUGAAUUUGGUGACAUUCAAUGGUACCCUUCUAGACGUACUGCUGUGUACAGAUAUGAUAACAGAGUCCCCUUAAACACAUCAGGCGAUGGUGUCAAUGAUUUUCUGGGAUUUCAAUCCAAUCUUAUUCUGCUCUCUAAGUCUGUUCGAGCCACAGAAAAAGGCUUUGAAAACACGAGAAACGUGGGUGGCAAAUGCACAAUGGCAAGUUCUUUCGUGUCCUAUAAGAGAUUGAUAGCAAAUGGAUUAAAAAACAACAAGUUAAUCUUCACUGGAUAUCCAGUAGUGGGUCCUCACGGGAAAAUGCAAACUUCAGGUUCUUGUUUAUACUCAUCUCCUAUAGACAUCACUAACACAUGUGCUUGGGAUCCAAGAAUCAAUGGACUCUUCUUCUAUGAAUCCACAGCCAAAUUUCCAGCUUCAAAAUUUGGAGAUUUCAUACGUGAUGUGAAAAAAUUACGCGAUUUAGUCAAGCCAGAAAACAUGUGUGGUGUUGACAUUUAUAACGGAUUCCUCUUUCGUUUCAUCAAGGCCUCGGAAGCAUAUUUAGGUCAAAGCGAAGAUUCAGUUGUCUUGGAUUUUAACUAUUUUCGCGCUAAUGAUGCCUUAACCCCGCGAUUAAACCAAGAUAUUUGGGAAGAAGUAGAGCAAAUGGCUUUUGUUAAGUAUGGAGCUAAGCCACAUUGGGCUAAAAAUAGGAAUGUAGCAUUUCUUGAUGUGCAGAAGAAGUAUCUAAAAUUUAACAAGUUUAUUGCAGCCAAGAAUCAAUUGGAUCCUAAGAAUAUGUUGUCUAGUGAAUGGUCUGAUGAGAUAUUGUUUGGGAAGCAAACUGCAAAGGGGGAUGGCUGUGCCUUAGAAGGGAUGUGUAUUUGUUCAGAAGAUAGGCAUUGUAGUCCAUCAAAAGGGUAUUUUUGCAAGCCAGGACUUGUUUAUCAACAAGCACGUGUGUGUAGGUUUUCAUCAUCUUCCUCGAGCUGAAUUUCACGGGCGGCUCAAAAAGAUUUGUGACCAAAGUCAAACCUAGAUGAAAGGCCUAAUUUUUUUUUUUUAAAAAUGCAUAUUUUUAUUUGAAAGUAUUUCCGUAACUUUUAUAGAUGCAAAUUAUUAAUAAUAUAAUCGACUUCU
Nicotiana tabacum (common tobacco) is the source of this 1224-nucleotide messenger RNA. The record is from RefSeq and is a predicted model, not a curated record. Lineage: Eukaryota; Viridiplantae; Streptophyta; Magnoliopsida; Solanales; Solanaceae.